This is a messenger RNA of Glossina fuscipes, 3425 nucleotides long. It is a transcript of the gene SMC2, whose product is annotated as structural maintenance of chromosomes protein 2. Gene Ontology annotation, biological process: chromosome organization. Lineage: Eukaryota; Metazoa; Arthropoda; Insecta; Diptera; Glossinidae. The coding region runs from base 1 to 3354 and encodes 1117 amino acids. Gene Ontology annotation, cellular component: chromosome. Gene Ontology annotation, molecular function: ATP hydrolysis activity; protein binding; ATP binding. The record is from RefSeq and is a predicted model, not a curated record. The transcript is spliced from 8 exons.
AUGACUAACCGAACUGGUACAACUAAUAUGAAUAAAAGUAUACCAACUAAGCCGAGUACGUAUGAGACGCCGAGUAUGUAUGAUCCCUAUUGGGUGUCCAUGUUAUAUUCCAAAGAUAAAUUGAGACACAAGAUGUGCCGGUGCUCACCGCCAGACCAUAAUAGCGAUAUGCCAGUCCUCCGCGUCCAUGCCUCUACCUUCCAUACGAUGGUUGACAUUUUGAAUGUAAAUAAUCCGAAUUUUUUGAUAAUGCAAGGACGCAUAACUAAAGUGUUGAACAUGAAACCACAAGAGAUUCUUUCAAUGAUUGAAGAAGCUGCAGGUACCAGCUUAUAUGAAACUAAACGGGAGGCCACAACCAAACUGAUUGAAAAGAAGGAUGCCAAAGUCCGUGAGACUAAUACUUUGUUGCAUGAAGAGGUUGAACCGAAACUAGAAAAAUUAAGACGUGAGAAAUCGGCAUAUAUGGAAUAUCAGAAAAUUUGCCGAGACAUUGAAUAUCUGACAAGAAUUCACAUAUCAUAUCUUUAUCUAAAAUAUAAAGACAGUUUAAAAUCAAUAGAGGCCAAUAUAGAGACAUUAACAGGUCGCAUUGAGACAGCUAAACAAAAUAUAAUAAACAAUAAUGAAGAACGUGAGAGAAUUAAGGAAAAGACUAAAGAGUUGCAAUGUCAUAUUGAUGAAACUAGUGGUGGAGCCUUAAGAGAAGUGGAAACUGAAUUGGAACGGGAGUUAAUGAAUGAAGGAAAAGCAGCAGGCAACUUGAAGGCCAGUCAAAGUACUAUCGACCAGGAAGAGAAGAGGUUGAAAAGCAUAGUGAAAAGUAUGGAAGAUGAUGAAAAAUCUUUGCAGCUGAAACAAAAGGAAAUGGAUAAAGCGAAAAACUUAUUCCAAAAUUUAAAAGAGGCCGACUCUGCAGAUUCUUUAGCAUACGAAGAGGCGCAGAAAAAGUAUGAAGCCGUUAGCCAAGGUUUAUCAACUAAUGAGGAUGGUCAAGCUUCAUCGCUGCAGGAUCAAUUAAUCAACGCCAAACAAAGUUUGAGUGAGGCUCAGACCCUUAUUAAAACUUCGGAUAUGGAAUUAAAACACAGUCGUCAGUUGUUGCGUCAGAAGGAAAGCGAAACGCAAACUAAUGAUGCGGCGUAUACGAAAGACAAAAAUUUACAUGACAAAUUACAGUCAGAAAUACAGAACAUUUCACAGAAACUAACAAGUAUAGAAUAUCAAGAUGGCUCAUUUGAACAGUUGCAGGAACGUAAAAACGUCCUACAGCACGAAGUGCGGCAAUUGCAACAACAAUUAGAUCGUCGUAAUGCUUAUCGUUAUGAACUGCAGUAUCGCGAUCCAGAGCCAGGUUUCGAUCGCUCCAAAGUUCGUGGUAUGGUUGGCAAAUUAUUCGAUGUAUUUAAUGAAGAGUACUGCUUGGCUUUAAUGAUGACAGCCGGGGGUAGCCUUUACAGUUAUGUUACAGAUGAUGAUGUAACAAGUAAGAAAAUUUUACAAAAAGGCCAAUUGCAACAGCGUGUUACCAUCAUACCCAUUAACAAAAUAACCUCCUACGCCAUUCAAGAGGAAGUCGUUACUUUUGCUCAAAACUUAGUAGGAAGUCAAAAUUGCCAAUCAGCUUUAUCUCUGAUUAAUUACGAUCCCUAUUACGAACCUGUAAUGAAAUUUGUUUUUGGACAUACGCUAAUCUGUCGGGAUCUUAACGUGGCUAAACAGGUGACCUAUCAUCCUAAUAUUCACUGCCGCUCUGUAACUUUAGAUGGCGAUGUAGUUGAUCCUGAAGGAACUUUAUCAGGCGGUUCGAAACCUAAAGGUAGUAAUAUAUUGCAAGAGUUGGGUGAUAUUAAACGCCUGGAAAAUGAUAUCAAAGAACGUAAACGGGAAAUACAAAAAAUCGAUCAACAGUUAAGCUCAUUGGAGAAUAAAGCUCGUUCGUACCAGAAACUCAAAGAGACUAUAGAAUUGCGACAGCACGAAUUGGAUGCUUGCAAACAACGUUUGGCCCAAACAACAUUCCAACAGCAUCAAACAGAAAUCCUCUCCCUUAAGGAACAUAUUAAAAGCCUUGAGGACGACUUGCUUAAAGCUCAGAAUAUUCAAAAGUUAUCUCAAACUAAAAUCAAAGAUAUUGAAAGCAAACUGGCCGACGCUAAAGGAUAUCGCGAACGUGAAUUAAAAAAAGCUGCUGAAGCUAUGAAAGCAGCCAAACAGAAAGCCGAAAAAUCUCGCAACAAUUGGAAGAAGCAUGAACAGGACCACGAUACCUUAUGCAUUGAAAUUGACUCAUUACAGAAAGACAUUACUCAAGCGAAGGAGCAACGAAUCAAUUUGGAGAAUAAAAUCGAAAAACUUAAAACAGAACAAGAAGAAAUGCGCAAUAAGAACGCUACUGUUAGAGAAGUAGUAGCAGAGUUGCGUCAGAAAAUCAAACAACAAAAGGAUAAAAUUAAUUCGCAAAAUAAGGAACUGAAGGCAUUAUUCAGCAAACUUGAAAAAUUGGAAAAGCAUAAUGAGGAAUUUAAUUUAGAAAUUAAGAAAAAAGAAAACGAGGUCAAUAAAGUGCGCACGGAAAGCAAAGAUUCAUUUAAAAAAAUAGAAAAUCUUGAAUCCAAAUAUCCCUGGAUUAAUGAAGAUAAAGAAUUUUUUGGUAUGAAAAAUACUCGAUAUGAUUAUUCGAAGGAGAAUCCCGUAGAAGCCGGUCAGAAAUUGAGUUCAAUGGGCGAGCAAAAAGAGAAAAUGGAACGUAAUAUUAAUCUUAGAGCUAUGGUGUUAUUGGAGCGCGAAGAGGAAAAUUAUCAAGAGACCAUAAGACGUAAGAAGAUUGUUGAACAAGACAAGGAGAAAAUUAAAAACAUUAUAUGUAAAAUGGAUAUAAAAAAGAGAGAGAAAGUUGAAAAAGCUUGGAUGAUUGUAGACGAAAAUUUUAGCAGCAUUUUUAGCACUUUGCUACAAGGAGCUCAAGCUCGUCUAAAUCCGAUCAAGGAGAAUAAUCAAUUAGUGGGCCUAGAGAUUAAAGUUGGCUUCAAUGGCAUAUGGAAGGAAUCGCUUGGUGAGUUGUCGGGCGGUCAACGUUCUUUAGUGGCUCUUUCGUUAGUAUUAGCAAUGUUGAAGUUUUCUCCUGCUCCCUUGUACAUUCUGGACGAAGUUGAUGCUGCCUUAGACAUGUCACACACACAAAAUAUUGGAAACAUGCUUAAGACUCACUUCACUUCAUCCCAAUUCAUUAUCGUUUCAUUAAAGGAUGGUAUGUUUAAUAAUGCCAAUGUAUUAUUUAGUACUAAAUUUGAAGAAGGCGUUUCUGCGGUAACGCGUAAGGUUAAUUCGCGAUUGCAAGUGGCACGCCGUUGAGAAGCAUUUUAUGUUCAAAAUUCUAUUUUAAAAACCAUUGAUUACAAAAAUAUACUUUGAAAAUAUUGUAC